CUAUUAUUUUUUUUACUUUAGUAUUUAUCUUGUCUAAAAAUCAAAACUCUAAAUAAAAAUAAAUCUAGAUUCUAGUAAAGUGUAAAAGUGCCAACAUCACAAAAUGAGGUCAAACAUUGUUGGUUGGAAGAUCUAGAAAAAGUGCUAUAAAUUUCAAAACAAACAAGCAGAAGAUGGAAGAUUGAUUUAAUCUUUAUAUUAUGCUUGUUACUGUUGCAUUGAAGAAAUUUAUAUAUGGCUUGAAAAGAAUUCUGUGACGUGGAGGCAUUAAACAUUGUGGUAACUGAUCAGCUGCAUUACAAAGGUACUAACAUUGAAACUACAAAAUGUCUUUAAUAGAAGGCAUUGGAGAUGAAGUUAUACUCAUUUUGGGCAUAUUUACACUUGGCAUAAUAUUAAUGCUUGCAUGGCUGUCAACUCACACUGCAGAUAUUCCUCUUCUAAGAGAUGUAGGAGUAAUAGUUGUGGAGCUUAGUCAAAGGAGGGUGAGGCCUCAAAAUCAAGAUCCUACUGCCAGUGCAACAGACUUAACAGAUGGAUCUGUAGGUGCAAAUGUUAGUUUAAAUGAAAGUCGUGGAAUACCAGCCCCAGAAAAUUUAGUGACUUCUAGCUCAGAAGGGGAAAAUACUACAGAUGGUCAAAGGCCGGUGGGAGCUCAAGCGCCUGAUUCUCUUUGUAAUGAUUGCAAUGAAGCAAUGUCAAGUGAGGCAUCAAUUAGUGUCCUUCAGCCUCAUCAGUCGAAUUUAACAGAGACUGUGAAUCCAGUUAAUAUCAAUCCUCAAGAAACAGAAUCCAUCCUCCCUAGGGCUUCUGUGGUUGUGGAAGAAACGUCAGAGGGCUUUCAUACAACAUCUGAUGAACAUCCCACCGAUGAAGAAAUCAGGCGAAGGCGAGUGCAAUAUUUUAAUACAGCACACUUGACAUCACAACUUGACUCGCUACCAUCGAAUGAAGCCUCAAAUGAAAACGAGUUAAGGAAUCUAGCAGCAUCAACUUCUCAAAUAACUGAAUCCAAACACUCAACAAAUAAUAAAGAGGAACCUUCCAAUUCAAAUGAUAGUAAUAGAGACUCAGUAAACAUUUCGCAGUAUAGUGGCCAAGAUGAUUCCUUGCCACCAACUCUGCCGGAACCUGAAGGGUCAACGGAUUCAAGAAUUCGUGUAAAACUUAAAUAUAUGAAUGAAACUCAUAGAUUGGUUUAUGCUAGUCCAUUGGACACCAUUGGUGAUUUUCGGCGGAACAAUUUUCAGUCAGAGCUUGAGGAUAACAAAUGGGUUCGCUUCAUCUACAAUGGCCAGGAUCUACGAGAUGAUGGACGUACAUUGCAGGCCUGUAACAUUAGUGACAAUUGCACAAUGCAUUGUUUGAUUACCUCUCAGACCAGGGCUACCACAGCCAGCAGUGCUAGUCAUGACACUGAUGAGGAUUCCUUCAUGGGUGCCUUGAUGUAUCCACUGUUCACCUUUGUUCUGUUGAUAGUUUGGUACUUCAGGUUAAUGUACAGGCAAUACUUCAGUGCUAUGAGUACAGUAUGUUUGAUAGGAAUAACAUUUUUGCUUAUACUUAGUUACAUAUCAAGUUUACGUUCAGGCGGUGAGCAGCGACCUCCACAACAGGCAGUACAGGAAGCUAGAAAUGCUGAGGCUCAGAACCACCAACAUGUAGAUUAAUUUGACCAGACACUUGAACUCUCCUAUAAAAAGAUACAUUGUAAAACCUUUAGUAGUGUGAAUAUCUUAGUAACUGUAAAAUUGUAUAAACUCAACACUGAAGAGGUCAGUAUACAGUAAUGGACUAUUCAAAUCCUUAACAAUAUUAUGAUGGAGCUUGUUUAUUAAUUUAUUUAAACCAUAAUUGCAUUUUAAUUUUGUAAAAUAUGUUACACACCUCGGCCGCCCAUGGUCUGUCUAUUUCUAUCAAUGUUUGAUCAGUAGAAAUUGAAAUUGUUUAUAAGAAAGAAUGAAUAUUGAAUAGGGUAUAUUAAAGAUCAAUGCUUCAUUGUUGAUGUGCUUAAAAAUUUUUUUGAAGAAUUUGAAUGCAACAAACCUGAUGAUUGAAAUAAUUUUUUUUUUUCAAAACAUUUGUUGUGAUUAAUUAGUCUUUAUUUUAUUCGUGACACAAUUAAUUUAAAUUAUUUAUUUAAUGAUUGAUAUCAAAUUAAUUAAAUGGAAAAAAACAUGCUGUUGUAUUGUCUCACACUUUGAUUGUGUACAUUAAGUAUUGAUAAAAUGAAGAAAUUCUCAGCAGUUGUUGACUUUGACAUAGCAUAGAUCUACAGUGGGACAAUAAAAGUUAUAGUAAUAAGUUCAUCCCUAUCAAACCUUUGAAAAAAUUUCUUAUUCAGAAAACAGAAUUUUGUAAUAUUGGUACUUAAAAUUACCCAGUUACCUUUUUUUUUUAAGUCCUUAACAAUUUUUAGGCUAAAAACGUUUUAUGGAUUAUAUUUUAAGUUUUUCUUUUUUUAAUUUUAUAUUGCACUUCAGUUUUCUGUUUUUUUUGUUAUCAAAAUCCUUGAUAAGCUCCUUGGACCUCAUUUAUGGGCUUCUGUCACCUCUUCUUUGGGCUCAGACUUGCUUUUUUUUUCCAUUUUGCAGUUGAUGUAGUCUUAUCUUAUAAUAUUUGAAUGAGAUUUAUAACAUUGCAAGACGUAAAAUAGGAUAUACAUCAAACUUGUAUUGAGAACUUUUGUUUUCACGUUGCAAUAUAUUUUCAGCAGCAGUAAAAAAAAAAGCGUUAACUCUUCAAUGUUUAAAAUCUGAUCUUAACAUUUUUAGUAACAUUAAUUUAUUGUUUAAUCGUCUCUGUUAUCAUCUCUUUGUUAUGAACCUGAUGAUUGUGAUAUUUUAAUACAUUAUUGCAUCUAACCAAAUAACAAGAUUUUUUUUCUGACCAUUUUCUUUUUUAUGUAAGACCUCAUAAUGGAAUGGGCUUUCGACUGCAUUGCUUAAUGUCCUGGAUUUUUACAUUCAUAGCUUGUAGAGAAAUGGAAUUUAAAGACCUUAAUGUAAAUCUUAAGGCAGUAUAAACUGUAUUAGGAAAAGUUAUUCAGUUUGUAGUUUUCUUAAUAUUUUCUUUUUUGUUCUGAGUAAAAUUGUGUGCUUCAAUUUUUCUGUGGCAUAUUAAUAUUAAAGCAUAAUGAAAAUGUUUAAAUAAAAAUUCUGGAUAUAUUUUUCUAAAUGUUAUAAAAAAAAAAAAAUUAAUAAAUAUUUGAAAAAAAAAAUUAUAGCAGAUUGUAAUUGAUUUGAGAUUUAUGUAUGGUCAUGUGGUACUGUUUCUAACCCUGAUGGCAACCAUCCCCCACCAUUCCGUAGAAAGUUUGGGCUAGGGUAUAAUAAUCUUCAAUUCUGAAGGAACACCCAAAACAUGUAAAAUAAAAUAAACAAAUAAUCAACAUGACAGAUUAAAUUAAAUUGAUGGGCAUAAGAUUUAAUUGUUAUUAUUUUUUUUUACAUUUGUAUUAUUAAAGAUACUUUUGUGGAAGUCAACCAAAAAAUAAUAAUUUUGAAUAUUACAUAGCAGAUUGCCAUAUUUUAUUUCAUAUUCCUAUUUGUUUCUAAAAAAAUCUUUUUUUUUUGUUGGUGUUAGUUUUUAAUUGCUGUUGUCUUUUGCAAUAUGGCAAUAUUACUACUUUAAGUUGUAUUAUUUGGCUGUGCCUGUAAUUAAAGAAAAUCAUAACAUGGUUAUUUGAACCAAGUUUCUAUUUAACUACAAUCAUUAUAUUCUUGCAUAGAUAUUUUUUUUCCAGUGUUAAAUGGUUAUUGGAAUUAUAUUUUUAUUUUCACUUUUCUUUAUCUUUAAACAAGCAGAAAGGUUGCAGCAGGUAUCUGAGUGGCAUGUGGCCAGAUAAACAGAGACUUAUUGGUUAAAAGAAAAAUUCAUUGUUAAAAAAGUAAAGGAAUUGUAGAAGUACCAUUAAAGUAAUUUAAUAAAGAUUGUUUACUUUUAUUAUAAUAUUUGAACUAAAUAGUUUUACUAUACUUAAUCAAGCUAUAAACAUGUUUGGAUGGCUGCUUGGUUGUGUGGUAUAUGCACUGGACUGUUGUCUGGAUGGUUCCAGGUUCAAACUCUCUCAAUCCAUCCUAAGUAAUCCUGCAGGAGGUUUGGCCUAGAAUGUAAUAAUCUUCAGUUCUGAAGGAACAUCCAAGACAGAGGGAAAAAAAAACAACUUUUGCUUGCUUAUCAGUUGCCUUUGUAAAAUAAACAAAAUGUAUUAUCACUUAAGUGUUGUUGUAUUAUUCAUGUUUGUGUGUAUCACAGUGUUCAAUAACAUUUGUGUCUUUAUGCAGAUGUUUUUUCUGGUAUAAAGAAUCAAAUUUAACUGGCUCUUACAAUAGAGAAUGUACAUGUAAAUUAAUAAUGGAAAAUUCAUAAAACAACUCAAUUUUAAGAUCUGAAAAUAAUAUAAAGAGUAUAUUUGGUUUUUUUAAAAUGUUUGGAACUUCAGACUUUAUCAUGACCUAAUGACAUCAGUAGCUUAAGUUAUGUACAAUCAUAACUUGAAAUUGCAGCUUUUAGAGUGGUUUUGUGUAGAAAGAGAUAAUUUGCUUUGCACCUUUUUUAUUACCCCAAUUUGUGUUUUUAAAGAGAAAGAAAUAUUGACAGUGGUGUAAGUUGACAUAAAUGCCAUAUGUGACUUCUAAGCUUACCAAUCAAACAUGUAACCUAAGAAAUAGGCUUUAAAAUUCAUUAUUAUUACUCUAUUUGUAUGACAUGGGUACAGUAGUUUUUUUAAAUCUCACUUUGAACUGGACAUUUAUAUGAUGUAGUUUUAUAUACAAGACUCUUUGUUCUACUUUUAAGUAGUCAUAAGGUGGUAGUUUUUUUUUUUUGUCAAACUGAUUGUUUGAAUUUGCAGAAUGCUUUUUCAUGCCUUAUCAAUAUUAAAUAUAAUGCUCCUCAUUUUAUUUUUCUAUUUACAAGUAUAAAGUAAGUAAAGUUCCCCUUUCAGACCCUUUAGGGCAGAUGAUGUAAAGGUCAUCUGCUUCUGUAUCCCUCUUGUUAAGGAGGACGCCAUGUGGCCAGCACAAGGAACAACGACUUUUACUUUUCCCCAAAUAAUAUCAGGCACCCCUUAGAGCUGGGUAGACUCAGAGGUGCCCUAAAGAUCCUAAAAUUAAAAAAUCCCAGGAUUUGAACCCAAGAUCCCCAGUUUGGAAGUCAAGCGCUUUACCACUCAAUGACCGUGAAGCUCUGAAAAUAUGAAAAUUUGUUUUAUACAAAUUAGAAAAACAACUGUCUUUCUCUUGAUAUGGAUUGAUGUGAUACCUAAAUAAUGAUCUUGGUGUCACAAGUAGGCUUUGAUACCAGAGUUUUGUUUUUCACGGUCAACUAAAUAUUACAGUAUUAUUGUUUAUUUCACUAAAUAAUAGCCAAGUCUCAAACCUGUUGAGUUUAUAAACUAAAUAAAUGCAAUGAUUCACAUUUGUAGUUGUGUCUUUGUGUUAAUUAAUAUUUUUUUUUUAUUGAAAAAUAUCAACUUUGAUCCAGGUUUAUGAAUUUUGCAUGGACCACAUUCAAAACAGAGUUUGAGUUUAAGACAUGUUUAUGCAAUAAGCUUAAUGACCAUUUGUCCUUAUUGAUAUAAUUAAAAGAUGGCAGAGGGAAAUAAUAUAAAAUUGCUAGCUGAUUGUGCUUUUUUUAAAUUUUGUUUCAUGACUUGUAAUACAAAUGUUCUUUUUGUUCUGAAGUUUUGUUGGUUAGGAUAAAAAUUCUUAAUAAAAUUAGUCCUUGGAACCUUU
Messenger RNA from Biomphalaria glabrata, 5738 nucleotides. RefSeq lists its product as uncharacterized. Bases 327 to 1670 code for a protein of 447 amino acids. The transcript is spliced from 5 exons. The record is from RefSeq and is a predicted model, not a curated record. NCBI's taxonomy places the organism in Eukaryota, Metazoa, Mollusca, Gastropoda, Planorbidae. Gene Ontology annotation, molecular function: protein binding.